Molecule: messenger RNA, 3516 nt
Organism: Alternaria burnsii
Lineage: Eukaryota; Fungi; Ascomycota; Dothideomycetes; Pleosporales; Pleosporaceae
Product: beta-glucosidase d
Exons: 6
Coding region: 1-3516 (1171 amino acids)
Biological process (GO): glucan catabolic process; transmembrane transport
Cellular component (GO): membrane
Molecular function (GO): beta-glucosidase activity; transmembrane transporter activity
Source: RefSeq, a predicted model, not a curated record
AUGGCCCACAGAUCAACAUCACCAAGACAUGUACUGCCUCAUACCCUCUUGCCAAUGCAUCUGCAAUCGACCCCUUCCUCUGGGACAGCAACCCCUAUUAAUGCUGUCCCGACGACUCUUUCAUCGAUACCAACUCAACAACAAGCUUACAGCAUGCACCAGUCACCGAAUAAUGCAUACACCCCACAGGAGUCCUUCGAGCUCGUCUCGCGCAUGGGUGUCAAGAAGGCGUACAUGCGCAUCGACAAGAGCUUCCUCAGUGCCUGCUCGGCUGGCAUGAUAUUGUCCUUCGCAUGCGCAACGCUCAUUUCAACCAACACAGCACCGUGGUAUCAGGAGAAUGCACCAGGUCUCCUCAAGACAAUUGCGGCGCUCGUGUUCCCAUACGGCUUGGUCAUUGUGCAGAUGACAGGAAGCGACCUGUGUACAGGCAGCUUCAUGUACACGACUGUUGCAGCACUGCACAGACGACUCAGCAUAUGGCGGAUGUUGAGACACUGGGUUGUGACCUUCUUUGGAAACCUUGCCGGAAGUCUAUUUGUGUGUUGUGUCGUCGUUGGGUAUGGUGGACUGUUCGAUGGAAAGUUAUAUCGAGAAGAGUCGUUGCACUUUGCGUACAAGAAACAAGUUGAACCAGAGUGGUACCAAAUCUUCCUGAGAGGCAUCGGCGCGAAUUGGUUGGUGUGUCUAGCAUGCUUCCUUGGGUGUUCGGGUCGGGACUACGUGUCCAAGGUGGUGGGCAUAUGGUGGCCGACAUUUGCAUUCGUGUCAUUAGGCUUCGAUCACGUUGUAGCCAACAUGUUCCUGAUACCCAAUGCCAUCUUCCAUGGCUCACCCGACAUCACCAUCAGCAUGUACAUUGGGAAAGGCAUCGCCCCUGCGCUGCUUGGGAAUAUUGUGGGUGGCGGCUUGUUUGUCGGAGUUCUCUACUGGUAUCUACACCUCCAGGGUCAAGACGACAUCCUCAUUGACGGUCAUCGCUAUGAAUCGCUGAGGAGAUCAUCAAAAGACUUGGGGAGAUGGGUGAGGCUCAAGGAUAGGAAAGAGGUAUCUGAGAGAAGUCUGUCAAACCUGAGGACUCGAUUUGGGUUCCGCACAGCCAAGCGAUUUGACGUCAACGCUGGAAAACACCUUACCAUGACCAUGAAGAUCGAUCUUUGGCUUCUUGCCGCUAUCUUUUUCGGUGCUGCUGAAGCUGCCGUCUCUUCGAACUACACUGAAGCUAGACUUAGUUCUGGUACCAUCAAGCUCGGUAGCUGGCAGAGCGCCUACGAUAAGGCUUCCGCAUUCGUUGAUACCCUUAGCUCCUCCGACAAGCUCUCCAUAAUUACCGGAGGUAGUGCUGGCAAUUUCUCCGGUCUUGAGAUCCUCGAUUCGUCCGCCAACCCCAUCAAUUACUACUAUGUUACCGCUUGGCCAGCAGGUAUUGCAAUGGCCAUGACCUGGGACAAAGCCAUACUCGAGGGCCAAGGUCAAGCGUUGGGGGCAGAGUUCAAAGGAAAGGGAGUCAAUGUCGGUUAUGCUCCCACUGUACAGCCUCUUGGACGUUCGCCCUGGGAUGGACGAGGCGGUGAGAGUUAUGGUCCUGACUCCUAUUUCUCCGGCAUCAUGGGCGGCGCAUUAGCCAAAGGAAUGUUGGCUAGUGGUGUUAUCCCUGGCGCGAAGCACUACGUACUGAAUGAGCAGGAGACCAAUCGUCAAGGCUCGAACAGUAUGGGUGGUGGAAUGGCUGGAGGCUUUGGUGGCCCCGGAGGCAACUCCACAGAUGGUAACGCUGGUGGCGCACCUCCCAGCAUGCGACGUCGCCAGGACCUCACGGACAAUUCCACGGCAGCUUCCUCCGAAGCCUAUAGUGUUGUAGUCGACGACAAAGCUCUCCACGAGACCUACCUCGCACCGUUUUACGAUACAGUCAAGAACGGUGUGGGUGCUGUCAUGUGCGCAAUGAACCGUAUCAACGGCACUUACGGAUGCGAGAACCAGGACACACUUUCAAGGCUUCUCAAAACUGAGAUGGGCUUCCCUGGCUUUGUCAACCCAGAUGCAGGCGCUCAGAAAACAGGUGUUGACUCCGCAAAUGCCGGGCUUGACUACGGUUCUUCGUCAUACUGGAGCAAUGCCACUCUCAUUGCUGGCAUAGCCAAUGGGACCUUCACCGAAGAUCGCCUAAACGAUAUGGUCAUUCGUAACCUCAUUGGUUAUUUCCGCCAAGAGCAAAAUAUGAACUACCCGACACAUGCAGGUUAUACAGAUCAUGUUGACGUGCGUGGCAAACAUGGCGAAUUGGCACGCAAGUACGCAGCAGAGUCAUUGGUGCUUUUGAAGAACACCGAUGGUGCUCUUCCACUUACCAAAGCUCAGCGUGUUAUAUCCAUCUUUGGCAGCCAUGCCGCUCCACGCAACGUCGGACCAAACACUGCUCUCACCGUCCAGUCUGGUGUGGCCGAUAUCAUGGAAGGCCAUAUGACUCAGAACGGCGGUAGUGCAAUGUCAUCAAACGCGUUUUUGGUGACUCCAUUCCAGGCCUUCAACGAACGAGCCGAAUCAGAUGGGUUCAUGCUCAAGUGGUGGUUGAACAACACAGUCGUCGAGAGCUCAGGUGGAGGUAUGAUAAUCAGCGAUGGCGCUGGGACGGAGAUUCAGGAAACCACUCUUGGUAUGGCAGACGGCUCUGAUGCGUGUAUCGUCUUCAUCAACGCUUGGGCUGGCGAAGGAGGUGACAGGAGUGAGCUUGCAAAUGCGGAGCAAGAUCAUCUAGUCAACUAUGUGGCGGACAACUGCAACAACACUAUCGUGGUUGUCAAUACUGUCGGUCCGCGCCUACUUUCACAGUGGAACGACCAUGAGAAUGUUACGGCGAUCCUAUACGGUGGCCCACUCGGUCAAUCUUCCGGUCAUGCGAUCAACGAAGUAUUGUUUGGCGACGUCAACCCUUCCGGCAAGCUUGUCCACACGCUCGCCAAGAACGAGUCUGAUUACGAUUCCAACUUCCAGAUCAGCGAAGCAUCCGAGAUUGACUUUACCGAAGGCAACUUCAUCGACUACAAGUACUUUGAUCAGCAGAAUAAGACAGUUGGUUACGAAUUCGGGUUUGGAUUGAGCUACACCAAUUUCGAGUACGCAUCUAACAUCACCGUCACUUCGGACACCGAGAAGUUAUCCGAGACCUACGCAUCUGGUGCACUCGCUGUUGGUGGCCGUGAAGAUCUUUGGGAUCUCGUUGCCACUGUAAGCACUACCGUUACCAACACGGGCCAUGUCGCCGGCGCGGAAGUCGCACAGCUGUACGUCGAGUUCCCUGCUGCAGCUGAUGAGCCAGUCAAACAAUUGCGCGGCUUCCAGAAGGUCACGAUCAAGCCUGGUCAGACCGAGAAAGUGCAGUUUCAGCUUCGCAGAAGGGACCUGAGUGUAUGGGAUGUCGUUGCGCAAGAGUGGGCGGUUGUGAAGGGGGAGUACAAGAUGCAUGUUGGAGCUAGCAGCCGCGAUCUGAAAGCUGCUGCAACGAUGCAGGUGUGA